AUGAGGUCAAAGUUUCAUGCUUUUAUGUACCCAACGUUUGGUUUUGGUCAUAUGAUUCCAUAUCUUCAUCUAGCCAACAAACUAGCUGAGAAAGACCCUCUUACUCUUCCUCAUGUGGAUGGUCUCCCUGCUGGCGCAGAGACAACCUCGGAUCUACCAAACACGUCUGGGAAAGUCAUAUCCUAUGCGAUGCAUCUCUUGCGAGGUCAGAUCGAAGCAAAGGUUCGUGCUUUGAAACCAGACCUAAUUCUCUUCGAUUUUGUUGACUGGGUUCCAGAAAUGGCGAAAGAGUUUGGAGUCAAGAGUGUGAGUUACCAGAUCGUGUCCGCAGUUUUUGUUGCUAUGGCUCUUGCACCUGGCGCUGAACUAGGGCUUCACCAACCACCGGGUUAUCCUCCUCGAAAAUGA
This is a messenger RNA of Microthlaspi erraticum, 408 nucleotides long. NCBI's taxonomy places the organism in Eukaryota, Viridiplantae, Streptophyta, Magnoliopsida, Brassicales, Brassicaceae. The record is from the annotation of a GenBank genome assembly.